Oryza brachyantha (malo sina) is the source of this 2392-nucleotide messenger RNA. RefSeq lists its product as uncharacterized. Gene Ontology annotation, cellular component: intracellular membrane-bounded organelle. The transcript is spliced from 5 exons. The record is from RefSeq and is a predicted model, not a curated record. NCBI's taxonomy places the organism in Eukaryota, Viridiplantae, Streptophyta, Magnoliopsida, Poales, Poaceae. Gene Ontology annotation, molecular function: phosphatidylinositol phosphate binding. The coding region runs from base 117 to 2174 and encodes 685 amino acids.
GAUCAUACUGCAAAAUCCUACUCGUCUUCCACCACCAGGAGAAACGGCGACACCACCAAUCCCUAGCAGCAGCAGCGGGGGCCGCUUCGGCGCGCGCGGGAUCCAGGAUCAGCAGCAUGGAGCCAGCCCGGCGAUCCGCCGCCGCGUCGUCGGACGACGGCGGCUCGUCGGUGGCCGGAUCGGACGCCGAGGACGACAGGUACCUCAGCGCCAGCUCCGCGCUCGGCACGCCCAGCUCCCUCGCCACCCUCCUCCCCUCCUCCGACCUCUGGGAUCACCAGAUGGACAUCCUCCUCCUCGACGACCCAGCCGCCGCCUUCCCCAAGAGCCACCAGUUGACCCGCCUCCAUCCGCCGCCGCCGUCCGAUCCUCCUCCCGCCGUGGCCGGCGACGCUGUUCUCCCGCGGCCUGAGCCGGAUUUGGGAUCGCCGGCUGCCCCGCGUAGCCCGGAUCCCACCCAGGUGGACAACCUUGAUGACAGUCAUUUAUUUGAUGAUAUGGUUCAAGAGAUGGAACAGAUUCUGCUCAAUUCAGGGGAGCCCCAUGAAAUUGGAUCUUUUGCAGAUUAUCGUGUAAAUAAUUCUUCCCAAGCUCAUCAUUUCAGAGAUGGAAGCACCACUGCCUCUACUUCUGGUACAGAUGAUGCUUUUGUAUAUCCCUGUCCUCACCAUCCUUCAAAAAUUGAUUGGGUGGAGGUUGUGGGAGCAAAGCAAAGAACAGGAGACGUUUCUUUUGGUGAGCGAAUCGUUGGGGUCAGAGAGUAUACUGUUUAUUUGUUAAAAGUGAAGAGCGGAGAAGAUGAGUGGGAAAUUGAGCGCCGAUACCGUGAAUUUUAUGCUUUCUACCAAGAGCUCAAGCUCUUUUUUUCUGAGAAAGGUUACAAUCUGCCUCCGCCGUGGAGAAAUGUUGAAAAAGAAUCUAGCAAAAUAUUUGGGAAUGCAUCCCCGGACGUUGUCAAUGAGAGAAGUAGUCUAAUUCAAGACUGUCUGUGUUCUUUGCUUGUCUCUAAUUACCAGUUUGGAACACCUGCUCCUCUGGUUAGUUUUUUGUCACCAGGGAGUCCUGCUUAUGAUUAUAGCUUGUUAAAAACUCUUAUUCCAAGAUCUUUGCAAAGGCUAAGCAGUGAUUCACAUUCCAAAGGCUCAAGCUGCAAUGGAGCUUCACUCAAAGAUUCUGCCUCAAUGGGCAAGACUAUAUCACUUGUCGUGGAAGAUAGGCCUCGAAAGUCCACUAGGCAGUUGUUAGAGUUACAACACUACAACUGUGCUGGAUGUCAUAGGCAUUUGGAUGCUGGGCGAACAAUGCUGCAAGAACUUGUGCAAACAAUUGGAUGGCACAAGCCUCGAUUUUGUGCUUACACUGGCCAGUUGUUUUGUGCUUCUUGCCACACGAAUGAUACUGCAGUUCUGCCAGCAAAAGUCCUACACCACUGGGAUUUUUCUUUAUAUCCAAUUUCCCAGUUAGCAAAAGCGUAUUUGGAUUCCAUCUAUGACCAGCCUAUGCUCUGUGUAAGUGCUGUCAACCCUUUCUUGUUCGCGAAAGUGCCAGCUCUACUUAAUAUCAUGAGUAUUCGAAAGAAAAUAGCAGCAAUGCUUCCUUGUGUCCAAUGCCCUUUCCGGAAUUCUAUAUUUAGAGGGCUAGGAGUUCGAAGAUACCUUCUUGAUGGGAAUGACUUCUUUGCGCUCCGUGACCUUGUUGAUCUUUCAAAAGGGGCUUUUGCAGCACUUCCAGUUAAAGUGCAAACCAUAUCAAAUAGGAUACUUGUACACAUCACCGAACAAUGCCUUGUGUGCUACGACUCGGGCGUUCCUUGUGCUGCUCGACAAGCUUGUGAUGAUCCCCUAGCACUCAUAUUUCCGUUUCAGGAGGACGAGGCUACAAAAUGCGGUUCCUGUGGAUCCAUCUUCCACAAGCAAUGCUUCAGGAAGAUCAGCACAUGUCCUUGUGGUAAGGGUGCUGCCAGCAAAGGCAGGAAAAUUGCUCCGCUUGAACAAGCAGCACGUGACGAUGCAAGCAGACCAUCAUCAACUGAGUUGAUCCAGCCCCCGUCGUUCUCUUCGUCAUCUGGAUUUUUCUCCGAUAUCAUCUCAAAAGCUAGGCCAGAUAAGCUUUGGAAACCUAGAAACAACAACACUGUAAUUCUUAUGAGUUCUUUGCCAGAUACGUCGACAUGACAUGAGCUCAGCUGUAUGCUCAUGUUUCCAUUGUUAUUGCUUUUUUUGCGCCUUGCCUUUGAGAUGGUAAGCCGCACUGUUGUUUUGUAUGUAAUAAAAUGUAGCAAUUUUGUGCGUAUGUUUGCAUCAAACAAAUUACAGGAUCAGUUACUAUCUAGCGAAAAAUACUUAAAACGCAGAGUUCCAUUUUUACAUAUAUUCUUAAUUAGAUAUCCACU